Messenger RNA from Aspergillus wentii DTO 134E9, 1556 nucleotides. RefSeq names its product MIF domain protein. Bases 220 to 1281 code for a protein of 353 amino acids. Lineage: Eukaryota; Fungi; Ascomycota; Eurotiomycetes; Eurotiales; Aspergillaceae. The transcript has 2 exons. The record is from RefSeq and is a predicted model, not a curated record. Gene Ontology annotation, molecular function: phenylpyruvate tautomerase activity.
AUCGCUUCUCUUUUGGGAAGACAGAAGAGGAAAGAGGGAGGGGUACUAGCAACUCCUGCUUGCACAACACGCAACCUCGUCUUACUCUCACAACGGCCCUUGACCUUGCACACAAACAUCUCAUCACCAGACAAGCAUUGGCCGCAUCAAGCUCUGGUUGCUCAAGACAAGGUAGCUCUAGCUCCCGGGUGCAUUUAUCCUGAUUCUGACUGAAAACAGAUGUUCGGUAGAAGACACCCUAAGAUCGACUGGUCGUUCUCAAAGAGACGCCAGGCUCACUCAAACACUUCGUCUGCCAGUCUUUCUUCUCCAACAGGCCCAGAACUCGAAUCUCCCAUCACUUUCCAGGCUAUGGCUAUCAACACCAGUCCUGAAGCAACUAUGAAAAAGAACAAGAAGAUGGACAGGGCGCCUGUUGUUCCGUCCGUGUUUUUGGAAAAGGACGACGAUGAACCUGAGGUUCCCACCUUGACACACGGUGUUUCUAAUGAUGCUAGAACGGUCUAUGUUGCCCACAAGAGCGUCGAGGAAGAGGCGGCGACCAAGACCAAAAGCCAGUACUACGAAGAAGCAUUCAAUACGCGUGGUCCGUAUAACUCGCCGACUACUCGGGUGACCCAGGACUCCAUUAUUGUUGUCGAAAUCAAGAUGAGCUCCAACGUGAAGGAUGAUGAGUCCAAACUUGUCGCGGAUAUAUCAUUUCGUCUGGCUCAAAUCUACCAGAGGCCCGAGAGUUCCAUGAUGGUCACACUCCAGCAAGAUGCAUGUCUCAAUUUAGGAACUUCACCCUUGCCAGCGUAUUUGAUGAAGGUCUUUGCGCUUCCAUGCCUCAUAGCCCCGGUGACCAAUCUUCGUAACACCAUCCUGAUCCAGACAGCCCUUCAAGAGCAUAUCCAUAUUGCGCCGAACCGUGGGGUUGUUCUGUACAUUCCAGUUCCCGAAGAGAAUUUCGCAACCAAUGGUGUCACUCUCAUGGGUGAGAUUGCACGUCUUGAGCGCCGGUCUCAAAACGAGGAGCCGGGAAUCCUCAAAACCAUCUCACGAUCUAUGAGCAGACGACUGAAGUCCAGCAGUGAUAAUAGUGCGCCAAUGUCUGUAGCUACGUCGUCUUCAUACGUUCAAGGAACAGGAACUCCAGGAUCAGAAUCAAAGAAGGACCCUAGAUCAGGGGGCACUUCUCUCGACGAGGGAGAGCCCCGGUCUGUCAGGAAAUCUAGAAGCCUGCGGCACUUUGUCUCCCGUCGCCUUUCGGAGCUUGGAGCCGUCGGUGACCCUCAUUAGGCGCAUUUAUCACGAGAACAGGAUGGGGUGGGUGGUUUCUUUUUUUGUACACAGUUCUGGUUCUUGGACAACCAAUUGGUGAGAUUAUUUACAUGCACGGCGAUGCGAGGUGUGGCUUCAAUUGGGACUAGGGUUUAGACUGCAAGAGAAUCCUUUGUAGUUGGUACUAAAUAAAAUCGUUUUAAUGGGAAUCGAUAGCUAAAACAGAAACCUUUACAAAAGCAUCUCUUUCUCUGUCUCUCCUUCCAAGCACUCUCCUUCGGCUUACAUUCGCC